Molecule: messenger RNA, 2309 nt
Organism: Solanum stenotomum
Lineage: Eukaryota; Viridiplantae; Streptophyta; Magnoliopsida; Solanales; Solanaceae
Product: hexokinase-1-like
Exons: 9
Coding region: 148-1647 (499 amino acids)
Biological process (GO): glycolytic process; glucose 6-phosphate metabolic process; intracellular glucose homeostasis
Cellular component (GO): mitochondrion; cytosol
Molecular function (GO): D-glucose binding; glucokinase activity; ATP binding
Source: RefSeq, a predicted model, not a curated record
UCCCAUUUUUCUUCUUUCUCUGUCACUCCCACACAUCAAAUUCUGAAUCUUUAACAAACCCCAUUUAAAAUCAACCAAAAAAGUUUCAAUCUUUACAGUAUAUUCACUCAAAUAUACACAAAAAGUUUGAUUUUUUUUCAAGAAAAUAUGGGAAAAUUGGUUGUAGGUGUAUCAGUUGUGUGUACUGCUGCUGUAGUAUGUGGGGUGGCAGUUUUGUUAAUGAAGCGCAGGAUGAAGAAUUCUGGCGAGUGGGGAAAAGUUGAAGCUUUAUUGAAGGAUUUUGAGGAGAAGUGUGCAACUCCAGUGGGGAAACUUAAGCAGGUAGCUGAUGCUAUGACUGUAGAGAUGCAUGCUGGACUUGCUUCUGAAGGUGGGAGUAAGCUCAAGAUGCUUAUUAGCUAUGUUGAUAACCUUCCUACUGGGGACGAAGAAGGUCUGUUUUAUGCAUUGGAUCUAGGCGGCACAAACUUUCGUGUGAUGCGUGUGCAGUUGGGUGGGAAAGAAAAGCGUAUAGUUAAACAUGAAGUUAAAGAAGUUUCAAUUCCACAGAAUGUGAUGGCUGGAUCGUCAUCUGAAGUGUUAUUUGAUUUUAUUGCCACGGCACUUGCAGAAUUUGUAGCUACAGAAGGUGAUGAUUUUCAUCUUCCACCUGGUAGACAAAGGGAGUUAGGCUUUACCUUCUCUUUCCCUGUGAAACAAUUGUCAAUUGCAUCAGGAACUCUUAUUAAAUGGACAAAGGGCUUCUCCAUAGAAGGCGUGGUUGGCCAAGAUGUGGUUGGAGAAUUAGCAAAAGCAAUGGAAAGGGCCGGCCUUGAUGUGCGUGUGGCUGCUUUAGUCAAUGAUACUGUUGGAACGUUAGCAGGAGGUCGGUACAAUAAUCCUGAUGUCAUUGCUGCAGUAAUUUUGGGUACUGGAACCAAUGCAGCAUAUGUUGAACGGGCUCAUGCGAUUCCCAAAUGGCAUGGUCUGUUGCCGAAAUCCGGAGAGAUGGUUAUCAACAUGGAAUGGGGUAAUUUCCGCUCAUCACAUCUUCCAGUAACAGAAUAUGACCAAAAUCUUGAUGUUGAGAGUUUAAACCCCGGGGAGCAGAUUUAUGAAAAGAUGAUCUCCGGGAUGUAUCUUGGAGAAAUUUUGCGUAGAGUAUUGUGUAGAAUGGCUAAAGAAGCUUCAUUAUUCGGUGAUUAUGUCCCAUCCAAACUGAAAAUUCCUUUCAUAUUGAGGACUCCGGAUAUGGCUGCUAUGCAUCACGACGAGUCGGCUGAUCUCAAGGUGGUUGGCAAUAAACUGAAGGAUAUCUUAGAGGUACCUAAUUCUACCUUGAAAAUGAGGAAAAUAGUUGUGGAGCUAUGCGACAUUAUCACCUCUCGUGGAGCUCGUCUUUCUGCAGCAGGAAUCGUGGGCAUCCUCAAGAAAUUGGGAAAAGACACUUUGAAGGACGGAGAGAACCAGAGGUCUGUCAUAGCUGUGGACGGUGCAUUGUUUGAGCGUUACACCAAGUUCAGAAAUUGCUUGGAGGAAACUAUGAAAGAGUUACUGGGAGAUGCUGCGGACAGCAUAGUCAUUGAGCUUUCUAAUGAUGGUUCAGGCGUUGGAGCUGCACUUUUGGCUGCCUCGCAUUCCCAAUACACAGAUCUCGAGGAAUCAUGAUCAUGGUCAGAGUGACACAACCAAAAGUGCCUAGCUAGUCAAAGUUUGUACGUUUACAAUCACCCCUCUUCUUACUUUCUUCUCCGAGAUGAUUGAAAUAUUUCUUGCUUCCUUGUGCACCGCGUCCUGCAAGAGUGAGCUUUGAAGUGAGCCAUAGUUCAAUGUACCAAAUAAGCACAUCUCUCUUCAGCGAAACAUCAAUAUGCUGACCUUUUCACUCCUGGUGCCUCUAAGGAUCAUCUUUAUCCCCAGUGUAAACUUAAAUUUUUUCCUCACUAGCCAGAAAUAAAGCUAGGAUACAAAUAAAGUUCUUCUAGUAGGUGACCUUUACAAGAUUUAUUGUUGCCAAAAAGUUACUAUCGGAAACAACCUCUCUAUCUCUACGAGAUAGGGUAGGAUUUGCAUACACUCUACCCUCCCCAGAGCCACUUGUGGGAUUAAAUCAGAUAUGUUGUUGUAUUGUUGCCAAAAGCUUGGGACUCGUGGGAUUACAUCGGAUAUGUUGUUGUAUGGUUGCCAAAAGUUUAAGUACUGAGGUAGUUCAAGCUUGUUUCUAUUUUUCUGGAUUUUUAGGAAAUCUAUCCUCCAUUCAAUAGUUUAUGGUUUUAAUGUACCUUUUUGACAGUUAUUUUAUGAGUAAAGAAAACAUUGGAAAAGCAAAA